AUGCCGACUAAACCAUGGACCUCUGGUCGUGUGUUGACCCCGGCGCAACGAGAGCGCAAGCGUUACAAGGACAGGAUAUCCAAACGAGAAAAACAGGAAAAAGAAAAAAACAGCCUGAAGAAUCUCCAAAGCCAAGUCGCUGCAUUACAUCUUUUAUUGCAAUCUCAGACUCGACUCGAUCCAGGGUUACCACCUAUGGUCAUAUCUCAAGAAGACUCCAUCGGGAGUUGCCCAUUGCCCCCGUCCGAUCUCCAUUUGUCCUUACACGAUGAGCCGCCUACAAUGUUGGCCUCACAACUAUCAGCUGCUUCUUCCGACUCAGAAACAGUAGCUCCUUUCAGACAAGCCCUUGGGAAUUGGGGGAACGGACACUCGACCGCCUGGCCAGCCAUUUCUCCAUCGCUUCAGGAUAGUGGCAGUUGUACGAUACUUGAAUUCACCGAUGAACUUCUCACGCAAUGGUCGGGGUUGAGUAUCCUAGACAUUUGCUCCGAUGACAAGCUAAACCAAGACGCCAUGAUCCGCGGGGUCCUUGAAGGCUGGCACUUUAUAGAGGACCAGGCGUAUUCGUGCCCCCUGUGGAAAAUCAUUAGCCAAAUUGAUGAGCGGAUUUUCAUACAAAGUGGGGUCCUAACACGGCUGACAAUGCUCAGCACCAUCCUCAAGAUGCUCGUGGCAAAGAGUUAUCAAAAUAAUUUUAGAGGGGUUCCCCCGUGGUAUCGACCGAGGCCUUCACAGCUUUACUUGCCGCACAAUCUCACUGCGGACUAUUUCGCUUGGCCUGGCUUCCGUGAACGCCUAGUGUUCUCAAAUUGCGACAUACUUACGGACAGAUUCUUCAAGUACUUUGCCUCUUGCUUCCGAUUGUCGUGGCCCCAUUCUAUCAGUAAUGCCUAUGAGAUUAACCCUGAGGACGGACUAUAUUCAUUUUCGGAGGCCUUCAGUCUGCAUUUGGUGGACCUUUCGAAAUGGAAGAUGUGCAAGGCCUUCUUCUCUAUAUUUCCCACCUUAGAAGAAGACAUGUCAUCCGAGAAUCUGACAUCACCUUCUUUUUUCACUCUCCCUCCUGAAAGCUCACUACCCGUAUUGCCCAUUUAG
This is a messenger RNA of Aspergillus caelatus, 1098 nucleotides long. RefSeq names its product DUF3425 domain-containing protein. The record is from RefSeq and is a predicted model, not a curated record. NCBI's taxonomy places the organism in Eukaryota, Fungi, Ascomycota, Eurotiomycetes, Eurotiales, Aspergillaceae. The transcript is spliced from 5 exons. The coding region runs from base 1 to 1098 and encodes 365 amino acids.